AUGUGUCGUCUCCUGAAUGUCCUGCUGGCUUUGCUGAGUCGCUUCCUGUUUGCGGUCCAUGGGGUGGUGACAGUGUGGCGCGUGGUGGCCGUCAAAGAGGAGCCACUCUAUUGGCUGCUGCUGACGGGCGUGGCUCUGCUGGGCGUGGAGAUGGCUGUCACGCUGAAGUGCACCCGAAACGCGGAGUGGAAAUGGUUCUCCCCCAUGGUUUUCCUCUACCUCAGUACUGUCAUCCCGUCCAUUUGGUUUCUGGAGCUGAGCCUGCUGCAGUCCAAGCUGCCUGUCAACAAUUCAUCAGGCCCCGAGCUUCAUUUGCUGGCUCACAUCCCGAUCACAGUGGGCAUCGUGGAGCUGGACCCAGAGAACUGGGUGGCUGGCCUGGAGCAGACCAUGCUCAUAGUGUUGGUCCUUGGCCGCUGGCUGAUGCCCAAAGGGGACAUGUCUCGCGACCAGCUCUCCCAGCUCCUCAUGGUCUACGUGGGACUGGGUGCAGACAUCCUGGACAUCUUCGACACCUUCAAGGAACCCGAGGUCAAAACCAACCGAGCGGUUGUCAUCGUCGGCCUGGCCCUCUUCUCUUGGGCGCUCAUGCAGUUUCCUCUGGUGCUCACCCAGACACAACCCCCAAAGGGUGAGCCUCCACAGAGGAGCGUGGGCAGUGUCUCCCGCUGCCCUUCCGCUCCGUCAGCGUUCGCCUCCUGCUGCUCCAGUGAAGUGUGGAGCUUACUGCUCACGGUGGGACUUCAAGACGGCCCGUUCCUGCUGUACCGGCUCUACCUCAUGGUCCAAGAGCAAGUGCUCAACCAGCUGAUGAUCUUCUUCACCUGCAAGAACAUCCUCAUCGUCCUCUUGGAGCUUUAUCGAAUUUUUGUGGUGCAAUGCGAGCAGUCAGCAGGGAAAUCGGGAUUGGAGGGCUGUGCUGCUUUGGUGCUCCAGUAUCGAACCAAGAGAGGUGGGGAGGAGGAGGAAGAGGAGGAGGUGGAGGAGGAGGCAGGUAGACAAGAUUGUGGAGAGCAGAACCUUCACACAGACAUGGAAAGGGGCACAGAGAGGGAGGAGGAUCAGAGAGGUGUCCAGACUAGGAAUGAAGAGCAGCGACGGCAGCGAGUGGCAAUUCAAUCAGAGGCCUUUCUCGCGCUGCGCUCUAUCUGUGUCCAUCAAAUUGCUGCACUUGGCCUGGCCUGCAAGAUGAAGAUAGCAGCCGAGGCUGUGAACGAAAGGGGGACUCUGUGUUUUCAGUGA
Chelmon rostratus (copperband butterflyfish) is the source of this 1242-nucleotide messenger RNA. Its product is annotated as transmembrane protein 26. Bases 1 to 1242 code for a protein of 413 amino acids. The record is from RefSeq and is a predicted model, not a curated record. The transcript is spliced from 4 exons. Lineage: Eukaryota; Metazoa; Chordata; Actinopteri; Chaetodontiformes; Chaetodontidae.